UCGAGAUCAAUCGAGUAGAGUCGAGAUAACACAGGACGCUGCGAGACAGGACGAGAUUUUCAGUGAAAUCGACGAUGAUUGGUGGUGAUCGAGAGCGCGAUGGCAUCGAUACAAGAUUUAUCGAUAUCAUGGCAACCAAGGAACAGAGGCAGUAAUUAAUAUUCGUAUUAGUGACGAUCCUUGUGCGUUUAUGGGAAGGACGAAGUUACGUUGACUGCGUAUACGGUUACGUAUAUGCUUUUUUUCGAGGAAAGCGAGGAACGCACGCGUGCCGAAUUAUAAUGCCGACGCGUGAGAGAUUGACACACAUCGAGUGACAGUGAACACGAAACUCGCGUAGAGCGAAUUCGAGUGACGACAAUCUACCAUCUGGUCCAAUCAUGCUCAACAUCAGAACUGAACAGCCAAGAGAGAAUUCGACUGCUUCGGGAAUCGCCGUUUCGAGCGAAGCAACAUGGAAGUAACCUGUUCGUCGGAAUACCAUUCGAUUCGCUCCGAAAAUAUUUUCGUCACUGUGCCGUUUGAGAAGAUUCGCGAGGGACCAACUAUCAUUCGAUUCGUUGGAUGAUAAUCGAUCUACAACAAUGUAGAUCGAGGGACAUUGAUUCCGGAAAAUAAGCUGACAGCGAGACAGUCGUCAUGCAUCAUUUAUUGCAUCUUCGUAGUCGUCCUUUGCAAACCCUUAUUCUAGGAUUGAUUGGUUUAACAUUUUAUGCAUAUUACCGCACUACUUAUUACGAUGUCCCUCAGUAUGCUGUACCCCGGAAUAUUAGUCACUCUGCGUAUCGAGAGAUUAUCAAGCAACGAUCAAAUACAAGCAUAGAACAACAUAUGGCAGUUCUACCAAAAAAUGCCUCCUCUGAGGCCUUGGCUGCCCCUCUUUACAAUUUACAAAGCAACAACAUUUCAAGUCCUGUGGUUACAACCUCGUCGACAUCCUCAAGCUCUCAAACUCAAUUUUUGGCAAGCGUAUCAAUCUCUGGUUCAAAGAAAAGUAGCGAGAAACCUCUACCAAGAAUAGAAAAAACUUCGAACGAGACUAAAGAACCUUCCACGAUUUCCAACGAAUGCUCCGCGCGUGUUAUUUAUCAAGCUGGUCACGCCGUACCGAUUCCGGAAAGGUGCCCGAACUUUGGCAAAGAUAUGGAUCUGGUUAUAAUAGUAAUGUCCGCACCGACUCAUCUGGAGGCUCGAAUGGCGAUACGACAAACAUGGGGACACUUUGGUCAGAGAAGCGACAUUAGUAUCCUGUUCAUGUUGGGUACGACGCUGGACCCCAAAGUAGAAACAAUUUUAAGAAGAGAACAAAAAACCUACAACGACGUGAUACGAGGACAAUUUUUAGAUUCCUAUUCUAACUUGACGCUGAAAACGAUUUCUACCCUGGAAUGGGUAGAUAGUUAUUGUUCCAAGGUUAAAUUUCUUUUAAAGACCGACGACGACAUGUUUAUCAACGUUCCACGUUUACAAGCCUUCGCGAUGAAGCACGCGAAGGACAAAAACGUGAUAUUCGGUAGACUUGCGAAGAAGUGGAAACCGAUUAGGAAUAAGAAAAGCAAGUACUACGUCUCGCGAACGCAGUUCAAGCACGCCGCUUUCCCAGAUUUCACUACUGGUCCGGCAUAUCUGCUGUCCAGCGACAUUAUACGCAAACUGUACAACGCUGCAUUGGAUCAAACGUAUCUCAAACUCGAAGACGUCUUUGUGACUGGAAUCGUCGCAGACAAGCUAGGGAUUAAGAGGACGCAUGCCAACGAAUUUUUAAACAAAAAGAUAUCGUACAGUGCGUGUAAUAUUCAACGAGGUAUCAGUAUACACAUGGUCAAGUAUAGCGAACAGUUCGAUCUAUGGAAAAAAUUACUCGACGGUAAGAGUAAAUGCAAGUGAUAGACAUCGAUUACAAUUCGAGUCGUACGCUCAUGAUUCUUAAACCGAGUGUGGCAAAUUACGUGUCGUCUCAUUCGCUUAGCGUAUUCGAUACUAGCUUAUCGCGUCCAUUCAAUGCUCGAUUACUAUGGAUCGAGUAACAUUAUUUUGUCGAUUUACCUAUACAAACGACGGAUUACUUUUAGACUCUGUUGACUUCGUUUUUCGAAGCUCGAGCAAGACCUAUGAAAACAAAGAUCUGAAACAAAGAUCUGCUCGACUAUAUAACGUAAUCAUAUUAAUUACGCCUCGUCUUAGUAAUAAUUUACUAGAGUAAAUUAUAUUACUCGAUGGACGCGUGUAAAGAAUUGUUCGCAAUUUAAUGCCUUAAUUCUCCGACACUCGUAACGUAUUUAUCUAAUAUAUAUAUAUUCAUACAAACAUACAUACAAUGUACUGGGAAGAAUCUCGUUUACUAUUAAGCGGUCAUUUCUACGAAAGUGUACACGUUUUUCGCGAUAAAAUGCGUCAAUCGAGAAUAUAAGGCUGUUUCGUUUUUUGAAAUACGCAUUGUUCAUUGUCUGAAUAACGUAUAAGAUUUUAACGCGAUCACGGGAUCGAUUCUCCGUUUUACAGUGCCAUACGCGUAAGAGAAAUCAGUUCCUUUUUUUUUUUUUUUUCGUCCACACUUGUAAAGCGUCAACGAAUGAUUGCGUAACAUCGCGUUCUCAAACAUUUCCGACGGUCAAAGAAAUCCUUGUAAAUGAUUGCGAAGGCAACUAGGAUCGAGACAAUCGGGCCAAGGUAUUCGAUUAUCGUAUUGAAAUGCAACGUCUAAAACUUAAUCGGUGGCCUUAGCAUGCUUUCGAAGAUCGUUGAAUUAAAAUAAAAUUUUAAUUGCUAUGCAAAUGUAAUGGUACGUUUUGUACACAUUUCUCCCCUGCUCGGUUGGCUACGUGUCCUAUAUAGUGCCUAGUAAUAGACCAGGUUUCUGUACGCAAGAUUUCAUGUUGCAAACAUCUUUCUGAGCAACAAUCGUGUGGUAACAAGUUCUCCGAAGAAGACAUUAACUAAUGCUUUGAACGCAUAUGCCAGAAAUGACGAAUACGAUGUCGUCGUUCUAAUAACGGCAUUUGAAAGAGAGAAAGUGCGUGUCAACAUUCUCAGCUAUGUGAUUACUUACGGAUUGCCCAGUCAAUUCUUAACUUCGAAUCGCAAGUUAGGCCUGAGUCUUUGAUACAAUGAAGAACUAGUAAAUUGUUUGCUAUCGUGGCUUUGUGAAAAGCCGGACAGUCGCCGAUUCAAACGGAUAAAUCAUGCCUAACAUUUUUUAACGAUGCUCGCGCAUAGAUCUUUCUCAGGAGGAUAAUCCUUCUGGGAUUUGGUUAGACAAUCGCCUUUUAUUCUACGCGACAUUUCUUUAUGCUGGCUAUAAGAUUAGAAUAUAUUACAAGGUCUCGUGUUCGCCUGACAUCUUAGAAAUAGUUAGAUAAGUUAGUUUGGACUCCAUUAACGAAGAAAAAUCUGAAAUUUGUACUUUAUCGUUAUCUACCACAGUGUAUCGAUCUGAUAAACAAUAACGAUAAUAGUAUCCUAUGAAAAGAGAACACGAAGCGCGAAUUUUAAGUUGUGGUCGUGCGUGGUGUUGUGCCCGUGGAGUAAUGUAUACGUAAAACAAUUUAGGGAUUAUACCUUCCGAAAUGACCGAUGUCGAUUCGCACCAACGAUCGUACGACAAACGAUCAUUAUUCGUUAUAAGUAUAUACAUUCCAUGACAUUGCUAGACUAGUUACAAUUCUGAAAUGAUUUUCAUUUUAUUUUUAUACGGUUCUAUUGCGCGAGUGUUCUCUUGUUAAAUCUACACGACGAUUCCCUACGCUCAAUCAUUUUUUCGGGAAUCGAUUCCUCGAUGAAACGGUUGUUCCUGUUUUACCUUGAAUUUAUUGCGAAAAUACAAUUAUGUCUCGAUUCGUAUAUCGAAGAUUCCUAUUUUAUUGCAAGAGUCCGAAUGAAAAGUUGUAAUUAGAAACCAGAGCGUGUUUGCUGUAUUAUAAAAACAAAAAAUACGCCUAAUUUAUACGAGUCUCGUCUUAUGUUGUUUCGAAUGCAUUAUCACCAAUUUAAGAAUAGGAUAAUUCACGGAUGCGUGAUACGUUUGAUUCGACGUAAAGUCGAAAGAUUUGACUAAUAUUAUAAAUUGUAUAAAAUCUGCCUUAUUUUCCCGUACAUAUUUUCUAAUUGUACGAAAUGUAGCGUAAAUGAACGAGUUUAUCAACUUAA
Molecule: messenger RNA, 4146 nt
Organism: Hylaeus volcanicus
Lineage: Eukaryota; Metazoa; Arthropoda; Insecta; Hymenoptera; Colletidae
Product: beta-1,3-galactosyltransferase 5-like
Exons: 2
Coding region: 640-1887 (415 amino acids)
Cellular component (GO): membrane
Molecular function (GO): hexosyltransferase activity
Source: RefSeq, a predicted model, not a curated record